UUAAUAUAAUUUCUAAUAAUAUUUUAAUAAAUAUUUAAUUUUAAUAAUAAAAUUUUUUAAGACAGAUCUGGGAAAUUUUGUUAUUCAAACAUCCUCUACGAUUAUCAAGUAAAUGCGAGGAUGUCCGGUAAGGUUAUUAAGUAAAAAUUACAUUAUGUCUCAAGAAAAGAAUGAUGAAAUAACAGAGGAAUUGAACAAUUUCAAAAUAUCCGAAGAACAAACAUCCGAUGACCAUGACGAAUAUCAAUAUUUGAAUUUAAUUGAGAAAAUAAUUGAAACCGGAGCGAAGAAAAAUGAUAGAACUGGAGUUGGUACUUAUUCGAUUUUUGGAACGCACAUGCGUUUCAAUUUACAAGAUGGAAUAUUUCCAUUAUUGACUACAAAACGAGUCUUUUGGCGCGGUGUCGUAGAAGAAUUGUUAUGGUUUAUUAAAGGAUCAACUAAUGUGAAAGAAUUGGCAGAUAAAGGAGUUCAUAUUUGGGAUGCCAAUGCUUCUCGUGCUUAUCUCGAUUCUUGUGGUCUUACGGAGAGAGAAGAAGGUGAUUUAGGCCCUGUAUAUGGAUUCCAAUGGAGACAUUAUGGCGCGGAAUACAAAAAUAUGCAUACAAAUUAUAAAGGACAAGGUAUUGAUCAAUUGAGGGAAGUCAUUCACAAAAUAAAACACUCACCGAAUGAUAGAAGAAUAAUAAUGACAGCAUGGAAUCCAGUUGAUAUCCCAAAAAUGGCUUUACCACCGUGUCAUUGUCUCGUACAAUUUUAUAUACACAAUGGAAUGUUGUCGUGUCAACUUUAUCAAAGAAGCGCUGAUAUGGGUCUUGGCGUACCAUUCAAUAUAGCAUCGUAUUCUCUAUUAACUUACAUGGUGGCUCAUAUUACAAAUUUGAAGCCAGGUGAAUUCAUACACACAAUGGGUGAUUGUCACGUAUACGUAGAUCAUAUACCGGCACUUAAAGAACAAAUAAAACGUACACCAAAGCCAUUUCCAACAUUAAAAAUUAUCGGUGAUAUUAAGGAUAUAGAUGACUUUACGAUUGAUAAUUUUGAGUUAAUCAAUUACGAGCCACAUCCAAAAAUUAAUAUGAAAAUGGCAGUAUGAUUUUUUCUUCCUUUUCUUUUUUCCUUUCUUUUUUUGUUUUUUUUUUUUUUUUCCUAUUAGAGAUUUCAGGUACAAGUAUAAAAAUAAGAACUUUUUCUAAGAAAUUUUGUUUGACAGACAGUAUAUUAUUUUAUAUAUACU
Messenger RNA from Vespula vulgaris, 1237 nucleotides. RefSeq names its product thymidylate synthase (gene Ts). The record is from RefSeq and is a predicted model, not a curated record. Gene Ontology annotation, biological process: dTMP biosynthetic process. Gene Ontology annotation, molecular function: thymidylate synthase activity. The coding region runs from base 113 to 1096 and encodes 327 amino acids. Gene Ontology annotation, cellular component: mitochondrion; cytosol. NCBI's taxonomy places the organism in Eukaryota, Metazoa, Arthropoda, Insecta, Hymenoptera, Vespidae. The transcript is spliced from 4 exons.